AAGACACAACGAGCGAGAGAGACACUUCCGGGAGGCACAUUUUUGCUCAGGCGUUAACUUGAAACAAAUGGCGUGAUUUCUGUGAACCUCAUUUUUCCAGUUGUGUAUGAUUAUAUCUCUUCUUGUAUAGAGCGAGCCAUUAUCGAGCGAGAGAUAUUUGUUCCUCUUCUAAGUGCCAAUAGGCAUGGCUGUAUGGAAACUAAGCAUGUAAGGAUCUCUUGGUGUGCAGCUCAUCUCCACCUGCAGCCUUCAUAUUUGCAGAAAGAAGCAGAGGUAGCCAAAGCAGCAGAAGCAUGGACGCGGUCCUGAGCAGGUUGAAAGAUCUCACUGCUGACGAGUUGAGGGAGGAGAUCAUCAAAGCCAAUUUGAAGUGUGGCCCCAUCACUGCCACGACAAGAGCCAUAUUUGAGCGUAAGCUUGCCAGGGCUCUAGUGGAGAAUGCUGGACUUACCGAGCCUGAUGGCAGCAAUGGGAACAGUGCCUCGUUGGAAGGCUCUGGGAGUUUAGUGGCACCCUGUGCCACAUCAGCAACUCCAGAUCCGGUCACAGGCGAGGAUGGAGAUUUUGGGUACGGCAUGGGCCUUAACCCGCCGGAGGAGGAGGCUCUGAGUAGAACAGUGUGCCCCUGUAAUGUGGAGAAUUCACAGUUGGAGGCACAGACUCCCUCUAAAACUGCGCAGGUGUCACCCACCUUCUUCUACGGGGUGUGUCCUUUGUGGGAGGAUGUACUGGCUAGGAAUGAGAGAGCCCAUGUGUACAUAGAUAAGAAAGAGGCUUUGCAGGCCGUUAAAAUGAUGAAGGGGGCUCGGUUUAAAGCUUUCUCCAAUCGUGAGGAUGCUGAGAAGUUUGCCAAAGGCAUAUGUGACUACUACCCUUCGCCUAGUAAAAACACUCCCUGUGUUUCUCCCGUCAAACCUGGCCUGGUGUUUAACAAAGACCACCCAUCUAUGAUGGAGUCAGACACAAUCAACAGGGAAAAGGCAAACAGUUUUAAGAGCCCUCGGACACAAGAUUUGACGGCCAAGCUAAGGAAGGCCGUGGAGAAGGGAGACGAGAUGGCCUUUACUGAGCUGGUCUGGAGCAACCCUCGUUACCUCAUUGGGUCAGGGGACAACCCAACUGUAGUCCAGGAGGGCUGCAGGUAUAACGUGAUGCAUGUGGCUGCUAAGGAGAACCAGCCAGGCAUUGUUCAGAUCCUGUUGGACACUCUUGAGAACCCAGAUUUCAUGCGUCUUAUGUACCCAGAUGACCAGGAGAGCAUGCUGCAGAAACGCAUCCGAUAUAUCGUAGACCUGUACCUCAAUACGCCAGAUAAAGCUGGGUUUGAGACGCCUCUCCACUUUGCGUGUAAAUUUGGCUGCCCAGAGGUGGUGAACAUACUCUGUUCUCAUCCAGACAUUGACAAGAACUGCAAGAACAAGUACAACCAGAAACCCUCUGAGGUCAUUUGUGAAAGAAUGAAAGAAAAGGGUAAAAUUCAGGAGGUCAAACAGAAAAUAAAUGAAUAUUUAGAAGAUCGAUUAUACAUCCCUUUAUUGAGAGCCACUGAUAACUCCUCCCAGCCUGUGAUUGGUACACCUUGGUCCCCUGAGCCAAUGGAAAACCUGUCACCACGGUUACCCAGAAGCCCAAAGGAUCCAGUUAUGGCAGUCAGGGCCUUUGCUGGGCCUUUGAGUCCAUCUAAAGCGGAUGAGUUCAGACGGGCAUGGAAGACUCCUCCCAGAGAACGGGCAGACCAUUUCCACAACAUCUUAAAGUCCGACCCAGACCGUGGUGCAGAAAGAGUUGGCAGAGAUCUGGCCCAUGAGCUCGGUCAUCCCUGGGCAGAGUAUUGGGAUUUCCUGGAUAGUUUUGUGGACCUGCAGUCAAAUGAAGGCCUGAAAGUGCUUGAAGAAUACCUCAGUAAAAAGGACUUUAGGGAGCGCGCUCAUGAGGAGGCUGGAGAGAAUGAAACCAGCAACAGGUUUAAAACCCCAUCUCCAGGCAAAUUGAAGAAGUUCUGUAACUCCAUCUCUGUGGGGGCAUUUCUGGAUGAGGGUGAUGACAUCAGCCUGGAGGAGAUCAAGAACAGGCAGAACGCUGCACUCACCAGUAUUUCUUCUGUGUGCUCCAAAGAUGGCCUGCAGGGGGCAGUAGGGGGGCUUGAAUUUCACAUCCUACCAGUUUCCCACAGUGCUGACCUCAUAGAGGUAGCGGCAGAGCAGGAUUUACUGCUCUCUGAGAAAUCCUUGAUCUCCAGCAGUAAAAAUGGCCUGUGCGAACAGGGCCCCGGGGACAGGACUCCAAACGGGGACAAAAUGUCCCCUCGCAUCUGCAGUUCCUCUAGUUCCUGCAUGCUGUCGCCCAUCUCGAACCUAAUGGCUGAGUUUGAGAGGAUGUCUUUGCUGGAUGAGCCAGAGAGGACAAACAGGGAGAGAAGAAGGAGUGGAGGGAAACGCCACAGAGACGCCCAGGCCACAGAGCUCACCUCGGGACUGGGCCGCCUCUCGUUGUCCUCGGAUGAUGACUCCGUGUUUGAGAAAGACAGGACGUCUGUGUUACGAGCAGCUGAGAAUGAUGGAGUGGAGAGAAGAAAUGAAGUAGAUGGGAGGUCCAGUGCAAGUUCAGAUGAAUACUUUCUGUCCAGUGAGAGGUUAGAACAUAUGAACCAACAGACUAUAGAGACCUCAGGGGGUGAGCGCACAAUAUGUGCCAGAUCAAAGUCCUGGGAUCAUGGGGGAAGAGACCUCAGCUCCUCAGGGUCUUCCAGCUCCUACAGAUCACUUGACGGCUCUCAGGACUUCAUACUGCGGACCCCUCCCAGAGUGGCGAAAAGACUCUUCAUUGAAGGUGAUUCACCCACCAAGUUGGACAGAGAGGUUUUGUCAGCUUUAGGAGUCACAGAUGUUGACCCUCUGAAAUAUCCCAGCAUUCACAAAUGGAAGAGCACAAUUCAGGCAUUCUCCCACUUAGAAAUGCAAAGCUGGCAGACUCCUGCAGUGUACAAGAGCCAGUUCAGGGCUCACUCAGUCACCCCUGGCUCUCCAGCGAGUGGUUUGAUGUCCCCCGUGGGCCGUUUCAGCCCAGCUCGUCACAUGGGCUCACCGGACGUCUGCAGCCCUGGACGCUACAGCCCAGCACACUCCAAUUACAGCCCCGCUCAUUCAAACUACAGCCCUGCUCAUUCAAACUACAGCCCUGUCAGCUACAUCCAACGUAUCCGGCUAAAACAUUUCGGCGACGCCCCCAUUUAACAAACGCUCUCCAUCCCGUCCAGCCCCACCGCCAAUUUCUACUGAUUAGUAACUGAAAUAACAAAAGUAACUAAAUCCAGAGUGGGCUGUAUCAGAGGAUGGAACAUUUGGAGAACAAUGUUAUAAUUGGAGAACAUUGUUAUAAUGGAAGCCAUGAAAUCCGCUCAAAAUGGGCUCUUAGUGCCGUGCAAACCGUAGAUAUGAUCUCGCAACAGGCCGUCCUUCAGUUUGAAUGCUCCUUGGUUCAUAGAACACAGCUCAAAUAAUAAUAUGCACAUCUCCUGUGGGUUUUUGAAACAUAAUAUAUAUAUAAAUAUAUAUAUUCGGUACUUCUGUGUAUGACACUGAGUAUGUUGAUCUGUGAUGGUCGUAUAGACUUUUCUAACCUGUUUUUUUUGUUUUCUUGUUUCUUUAUCUGCGUGUGUGUGUGUGUGUUUGGGAGAUACAUCUGUGGAUUUACAAAGCUGUGUCUUUAAUGGAAAUUAAUAAUUUCCCACUUAACACAGUCAUUUAAAUUGGGGAAAAGAUGUCAACAUAUAAACACAGAAACCAAGAGCUAAAUUAAAAUAAUGUAGUAGUAAAUUAUUGAAUUAUUUUUGCUAUUUAACCGUCAGUAGCACAAAAAGCUCAUUUUAAUGGGUAUUUAAUGGUUUUUAAGGAAAAAAAAAAAAGUCGACUGACUGCCAGAAGUUAUUUUUUAUUCGUUAAUUGGACAACUGCCUUACAUUUCUUAAAGGAAAGACCAACUUCUGAAUCUCAAAAGCAGGUGUUUAUUCAUGCAUUGUUAAUAGCAGCCUUAGGUGUUGGGAAAAUAUGGUCUAUAACGUGUGAAAAAUAUUCCCCUUUUUUAUUUUUAAGUUCAAUAAAUGUGAUUUAUCAUUUCUAAGUACGUAUUUGUUUGCACUUUUAAUUCUUUUCGGAUUUUGACGCAAAAGUUCAUCAAGACCAACAGAUGAGACUUAGUUGCGUUUGAUGGAAAGACUUGAAUCUGCAUAGUUUGAGCCGUACAGUGUUCAAACACAUGCGAAGUUGGUGAUGAUUGAUGAGUGUGGAUGGCAGUUUGGUACUGUCUUGUUACAUAAAUGUCAUAAUAGCUGUAAGACUUGAUGAUUGUGAAUCCAGAGUGUUGUGAGUACACUUUAAAUGUGUUCAAAGAUAAUUUUCCCCUUAUCCCAUCAUCAGCGAACAAUGUUUCAAUCUCGCCCCUAGAUCAUGUCAGUGCGACGCUCUCGUUGGCUUUUGAAAUGGAUUCAUUUUGCCAGAUCGCAAACGAUUCACCCCAUUCAUUUUCAAAUCAAAGCUACAUGUGCAAAAGCAGAAAAGCUCCAGGUAGCUCAGUUUUAUGUGAUGAAUAUCUCAAGGAAAUGAGUCCAGAACAUCCUCUGUGGUACUUUCAGAUCAUGUGAUCUAUUUCUUUGGUGCCCAUCAUUCUCAGUGUAGUGCUGGCCUGUUGAUCUUUGCUUUGUAAAGCUUUAGUGCCUUUGAUUAUGAUCUGUUUGGAAGAGCCUGUGGCUCCUCAGUGCAUGACAAAUGCACUGACCAAAUACAAGCCGAUUAGACCCUCUUUUUUUUUUUUCUUUCUUUCUGUUUCUUAGUAUAAAAUACAGUACAGUAGCAUUGGCAUAUGCAGUGUCUGAAUACCUCUUAAAUGCGAUUGUAAGAGAAGAAAAAAGGUUUACAGUUUAGUUAUUGCUAGUGUUGUAUCAAUGCCAGCCUUACUUUUUGUUAAACAAUGCUUUGUAGUGCCAACACUGGUGGAUUGAAAAUGAGUUGCAGUUUAUUGUUGAGAAUUGAAUUAUUUUUGUUGUCCUGGCCUUUUUGUUGCAUGCAUUUCUAGUCCUAUUUUAUUACAGUAUACAUUAAAGGAAAGUAUUUGAUGUUCUCUUGAUGAACGAUAAAUAAAGUGCACAGUCUUGUAA
Messenger RNA from Megalobrama amblycephala (Wuchang bream), 5152 nucleotides. RefSeq names its product ankyrin repeat and LEM domain containing 2 (gene ankle2). Gene Ontology annotation, biological process: negative regulation of phosphorylation. The transcript is spliced from 13 exons. Bases 294 to 3233 code for a protein of 979 amino acids. Gene Ontology annotation, molecular function: protein phosphatase 2A binding. NCBI's taxonomy places the organism in Eukaryota, Metazoa, Chordata, Actinopteri, Cypriniformes, Xenocyprididae. The record is from RefSeq and is a predicted model, not a curated record. Gene Ontology annotation, cellular component: endoplasmic reticulum.